GAGGGCCGGGGACCCAAUGGCCUGGGGGCCUGUGACAACCCUGAGAAGUUCCAAUACGUGGAGAAGAGCCUCUCCUGUGCACCCAGGUGCUCCCCCGGGGUGGACGUCUACUGGUCCCGGGAGGACAAGGACUUUGCCUUCAUCUGGAUGGCUGUCUGGUCCACCCUCUGCUUCGUCUCCACUGCCUUCACUGUCCUCACCUUCCUGCUUGACCCCCACCGCUUCCAGUACCCCGAGAGGCCCAUCAUCUUCCUCUCCAUGUGCUACAACGUCUACUCCGUGGCCUUCAUCAUCCGCUCGGUGGCAGGGGCUGAGAACAUUGCCUGUGACCGGGAGAACGGCGAGCUCUACAUCAUCCAGGAGGGGCUGGAGAGCACAGGGUGCACCAUCGUCUUUCUCAUCCUCUACUACUUCGGCAUGGCCAGCUCGCUCUGGUGGGUCGUCCUCACCCUGACCUGGUUCCUGGCCGCUGGGAAGAAGUGGGGACAUGAGGCCAUCGAGGCCCACAGCAGCUACUUCCACAUGGCCGCCUGGGGCAUCCCGGCCAUGAAGACCAUCGUCAUCCUCACCAUGCGGAAGGUGGCAGGGGAUGAGCUCACAGGGCUGUGCUAUGUGGGGAGCAUGGAUGUCAGUGCCCUGACCGGCUUCGUCCUCAUCCCCCUCUCCUGCUACCUGGUCAUCGGCACAUCCUUCAUCCUCACGGGCUUCGUCGCCCUCUUCCACAUCCGGAAGAUCAUGAAGACAGGCGGCACCAACACAGAGAAGCUGGAGAAGCUGAUGGUGAAGAUCGGAGUCUUCUCUAUCCUCUAUACCGUCCCAGCCACCUGCGUCAUUGUCUGCUACUUCUAUGAGCGGCUGAACAUGGAUUACUGGAACCUCAGGGCCCUGGAGCGCGGCUGCCUGCACCUCCCUGGCCGGCGUGCUGCCAAUUGCUCCUUGGAGGCCUCAGUGCCCACCGUGGCUGUCUUUAUGCUAAAGAUUUUCAUGUCGCUGGUGGUGGGCAUCACCAGUGGGGUGUGGGUGUGGAGCUCCAAGACGUUGCAGACCUGGCAGAGUCUGUGCAACAGAAAGCUGGGCGUGAGGACGAGAGGCAAGCCCUGCAGUGGGGUGAGCUGCAGCGGGGUGCACUGCCACUACAAAGCCCCCACAGUCAUGCUACACAUGACCAAGACGGACCCAUAUCUGGACAACCCGACGCAUGUCUAG
Pelecanus crispus (Dalmatian pelican) is the source of this 1206-nucleotide messenger RNA. RefSeq names its product frizzled class receptor 9 (gene FZD9). NCBI's taxonomy places the organism in Eukaryota, Metazoa, Chordata, Aves, Pelecaniformes, Pelecanidae. The record is from RefSeq and is a predicted model, not a curated record. Gene Ontology annotation, cellular component: membrane. Gene Ontology annotation, molecular function: Wnt-protein binding; transmembrane signaling receptor activity. Gene Ontology annotation, biological process: non-canonical Wnt signaling pathway; canonical Wnt signaling pathway.